Cornus florida is the source of this 4142-nucleotide messenger RNA. RefSeq names its product zinc finger protein BRUTUS-like. Gene Ontology annotation, biological process: ubiquitin-dependent protein catabolic process; protein ubiquitination. Gene Ontology annotation, cellular component: nucleus. NCBI's taxonomy places the organism in Eukaryota, Viridiplantae, Streptophyta, Magnoliopsida, Cornales, Cornaceae. The record is from RefSeq and is a predicted model, not a curated record. Bases 224 to 3967 code for a protein of 1247 amino acids. Gene Ontology annotation, molecular function: ubiquitin protein ligase activity; zinc ion binding. The transcript is spliced from 14 exons.
CUUGUCCGCCCCGUUCUCGUUUUAGAGAGAGAAACAAAUGGGGGAGAGAGAGAGAGAAAGUUGCUUUUGCUAUGUCCGUUAUCUUUGAAGAGUGAGAGUCUGAGAGAGUUACCUAUUCCUAGAGAGAGAAAUAUCAAAUCUGACGAAUUUGGGAACAUCUUGGGUUUGUGAAAUCUGAAUCUGAAAUCACCCAAUCUGAUCUUGUUUUUGGCAUUCCAUAUAAAUGGCGACGCCAUUGACGGGGAUUCAACACAGAGACGGAGGCUUAGCGAUAAUGGCAGGGCCUGUGAACCAGCUCGAUCCAUCAGGAACCUCCAACAAGCCUAGCACGAGCCACGAAACUCUAAAAUCUCCGAUUCUCAUCUUCUUGUUCUUCCACAAAGCCAUACGUACCGAGCUGGAUCACCUCCACCGAGCCGCCAUGGCCUUCGCCACCAAUCAGCACAGUGACAUCAAGCCCUUGUUGGAGCGCUAUCACUUCCUUCGAUCCAUCUACAAGCACCACUGCAAUGCCGAGGACGAGGUCAUUUUUCCAGCUCUUGAUAUACGUGUGAAGAAUGUGGCACGUACUUACUCUCUUGAGCAUGAGGGAGAAAGUUUUCUUUUUGAUCAGUUGUUUAAAUUGCUGAAUUCAAAUAUGAAAAAUGAAGAAAGCUUUAGAAGAGAGUUAGCCUCUUGUACGGGGGCCCUUCAAACAUCAAUUAGCCAGCACAUGUCCAAGGAAGAGGAACAGGUCUUUCCCUUGCUUAUUGAAAAGUUUUCAUUUGAAGAGCAGGCAUCAUUGGUAUGGCAGUUUUUGUGCAGCAUUCCUGUGAAUAUGAUGGCAGAGUUUUUGCCAUGGCUUUCUUCCUCUAUGUCCUCUGAUGAAGGUGAGGAUAUGCGUAAAUGCUUGUGCAAAAUAAUUCCAGAAGAGAAACUUCUUCAACAGGUUAUAUUCACCUGGAUGGAUGGGGUAAAGGUUAACAGAAAGCAUGAAAGUUGUGGAGAUGAUUCUAAGCACCAAAAUUCUCUGGAUUCUGGGGCCAGCAGGCCCAGCAGCUUGAUCAGUUCCAAGGAGAAAGGGCAUUGUGUUUGUGAAUCUUCUAGGACUAUCAAAAGAAAAUAUAUUGAAUUAAAUUGCGAUCUCACAGAGUCCAGUCUGGCCUGUCCAGUUGAUGAAAUAUUGCAUUGGCAUAAUGCUAUAAAAAGAGAAUUGAAUGAUAUAGCUGGAGCAGCUAGGCGGAUCCAAUUAUCUGGAGAUGUUUCUGAUUUAUCUGCAUUUAAUCAGAGGCUGCAAUUUAUUGCUGAAGUUUGCAUCUUUCACAGUAUUGCUGAGGACAAAGUUAUAUUCCCUGCUGUAGAUGCAGAACUCUCUUUUGCCCAGGAGCAUGCAGAAGAAGAAAGUCAAUUUGACAAGUUGAGAUUUUUGAUAGAAAGUAUUGAAGGCGACAAAGCUAGUUCAUCUAGUGGGGAGUUCUAUACAAAGUUGUGUUCACAUGCUGAUCACAUAAUGGAUACCAUACAGAAGCACUUCAGCAAUGAGGAAGCUCAGGUUCUUCCACUUGCCCGAAAGCAUUUUAGCCCCAAACGACAGCGGGAACUUCUGUACCAAAGCCUAUGUGUGAUGCCCCUGCGACUAAUUGAGUGUGUCUUACCAUGGCUGGUAGGAUCACUUAGCAAAGCGGAAGCAACGUGUUUUCUUCACAAUAUGCAUAUGGCAGCUCCAGCAUCAGACAUUGCACUGGUCACACUUUUUUCUGGGUGGGCAUGCAAAGGUCGUUCUACAGAUGUUUGUCUGUCUUCAAAUGCAAUUGGUUGUUGUCCUGCAAAAAUGCUUACUGAAGCCGAAGAAGGUUUUGAUAAGCCUCCUUGUGCUUGCACCUCUUUGUCUUCCACUGAAGAAAAUCUCACUUUUGUUCAAUUAGAUUAUUAUCAAAGGCCAACAAAACUUGGAAACUCAAUGUCACGUGAAGAAAGUACUGCUUGUGAUCCUUCAGGAACUGUAAAUGCCCAGAUACUAUCUUGUAGUAAUCAGUCUUGCUGUGUACCUGCAUUAGGAGUGAAUAGCAAUAAUCUGGGAAUGAGUUCUCUUGCUGCAGCAAAAUCUUUGCGCUCCUUAUCUAUUGUUCCUUGUGCUCCAUCCCUUAACUCCAGUCUUUUCAACUGGGAAAUAGAUACAAGCGCGACUGAUAUUGGUUGUGCAACACGACCCAUCGACAACAUAUUUAAAUUUCAUAAAGCUAUUCGGAAAGAUUUGGAGUAUCUGGAUGUUGAAUCUGGAAAACUUAAUGAUUGUAAUGAGGCUUUCCUUAGGCAGUUUUGUGGUAGGUUUCGUCUUUUAUGGGGCUUAUAUAGAGCUCAUAGUAAUGCUGAGGAUGAGAUAGUGUUCCCAGCCUUAGAAUCAAAAGAAACUCUUCAUAAUGUUAGCCACUCUUACACCUUGGACCACAAGCAGGAAGAAAAAUUAUUUGAGGAUAUUUCAUCUGCACUUUCUGAGCUUGCUCAACUUCAUGAAAACUUGAACAGUACAAAACCGGUUGGAGGUUCAAGUAGAAGUAACUUUGAUUGUUCUUAUCGCGAUAGUAGUUUAAUAAAGUACAAUGAGCUUGCUACAAAGGUUCAGGGCAUGUGCAAAUCCAUAAGAGUAACAUUGGAUCAGCAUGUUAUUCGUGAAGAACUUGAGCUCUGGCCACUGUUUGGUAGACAUUUUUCCGUAGAGGAGCAGGACAAAAUUGUUGGUCGUAUUAUUGGUACCACAGGUGCAGAGGUGCUCCAAUCAAUGUUGCCAUGGGUAACAUCUGCUCUCACUCAGGAGGAGAAGAAUAAAAUGAUGGACACGUGGAAGCAAGCGACCAAAAACACAAUGUUCACUGAGUGGCUUAAUGAAUGGUGGGAAGGAACAGCAUCCGCAUACUCGCAGACUGCAACAUCGGAGAAUAAUACCUCACAAGUCACCGAUGUCCUUGAGACCCUGGACCAAAGUGAUCAUGCUUUCAAGCCUGGCUGGAAAGAUAUUUUUCGGAUGAAUCAAAAUGAGAUUGAAUCAGAGAUAAGGAAGGUUUCGCCGGAUUCGACUCUUGAUCCAAGAAGAAGACAAUAUCUCAUUGAAAAUCUUGUGACCAGUCACUGGAUAGCUGCUCAGCAGAAGUUACUUCAAGCAAAAAUGGGUGAAAGUUCAAAUAAUGAAGAUCUACGUGGGUGCUCUCCGUCGUUUCGUGAUCCAGAGAGAAAAGUGUUUGGUUGUGAGCAUUACAAAAGAAACUGCAAACUGCGUGCUACUUGCUGUGGCAAGUUAUUUACAUGCAGGUUCUGCCAUGACAAAGUCAGCGACCAUUCUAUGGAUAGGAAGGCUACCUCUGAAAUGAUGUGCAUGGGCUGCCUUAAAAUUCAGGCCAUUGGACCAAUCUGCACAACACCUUCUUGCAAUGGACUAUCUAUGUCAAAAUACUAUUGCAGUGUCUGCAAGUUUUUUGAUGAUGAAAGGACAAUUUAUCAUUGCCCUUUUUGCAAUCUAUGUCGCGUCGGGACAGGACUUGGUGUUGACUUCUUUCACUGCAUGACCUGCAAUUGCUGCCUUGCAAUGAAAUUAGUUGACCACAAAUGUUGGGAGAAAGGUCUCGAAACAAAUUGCCCCAUAUGCUGUGAUUUUUUGUUUACAUCUAGUGAAAUCGUCAGAUCUCUUCCUUGUGGCCAUUUCAUGCAUUCAGCUUGCUUUCAGGCGUACACUUGUACUCACUACAUUUGUCCAAUUUGUAGCAAAUCUUUGGGAGAUAUGGCGGUAUAUUUCGGCAUGCUUGACGCUUUAUUAGCUUCUGAGGAGCUCCCAGAAGAAUUUAGAGAUCGCUGUCAGGAUAUACUGUGCAAUGACUGCGAAAACAAGGGAACUUCACCCUUCCAUUGGUUGUACCACAAGUGCGGGCAUUGUGGAUCAUACAAUACCAAAGUAAUCAAGGUUGACUCAUAUUCCAAUUGCUCGAUAUCACGAUAGCUUACCAAGGACAUCUGGGCUCUCCAUAGAUGAUAUAUAGGUAUAUAAAUAUCAACCAUGAUUAUACACGUAUUUGUAAAUUAAAUUGGUCCAGUUUGCUCAAAAUUUUGGCAUUGUAUAAAAUCCUCGGUUGUUGUAUCCAUUGUUCCACGAGCUGUCGUGUCGUUAUUUUACA